Molecule: messenger RNA, 1468 nt
Organism: Lactuca saligna
Lineage: Eukaryota; Viridiplantae; Streptophyta; Magnoliopsida; Asterales; Asteraceae
Source: the annotation of a GenBank genome assembly
AUAUUACCCCUCUGACGCUGAAGAAAGGGUUUGCACUUUGCGACUAGCAUAUAUAUACUUUGAAAAAUCGAAACAACUGCACAACCGUUGUUGAGAUGAAGAUCGUUCGCAGAGAUUUUAUUCCCAAUGGCCCUGGCAGCGUCAAGAUGAUUCCCGAUGAAUCAGACGAUUUGUGGCUCGCUUAUAAUUUAAUUGCGCCGGGUGAUACUGUCAUGGCUGUUACAAUCAGAAAAGUUCUUAGAGAAGCAGCUUCUGGAUCAAGAGAAGCAGAACGUGUGAAACUAAAACUUGAAAUCAAAGUUGAGAAUGUUGAUUAUGACAAGGAAGGUGCUGUACUGAGAAUACGUGGGAAGAACAUUCUAGAAAACGAACAUGUUAAAAUAGGGCAGUUUCAUACACUUGAAAUUGAACUACAUCGACCUUUUGUGUUAAGAAAGGUGUUAUGGGACUCUCUCACCAUAGAUGCACUUCAACAAGCUGCAGAUCCUUCUGCCAGUGCUGAUCUGGCAGUGGUGCUUAUGCAAGAAGGAUUGGCACAUAUUCUCCUUGUGGGUAAAAGUGUGACCAUAACCCGUUCUCGAAUAGAAGCUUCAAUUCCUCGCAAACAUGGGCCUUCUGUAGCUGGUUAUGACAAAGCUUUGAAUAAGUUCUAUGAGAAUGUCCUACAGGCAUUUGUGAAGCAUAUUGACUUCAAGGUUGUUCGAUGUGCUGUAAUUGCAAGUCCAGGAUUCAGCAAGGAUCAAUUUCAUCGGCAUUUAAUGUUGGAAGCAGAAAGGAGAAAUUUGAGGGACAUAAUUGAGAACAAAUCACGUAUCAUUCUUGUACACUCCACUUCGGGAUACAAACAUAGUUUAAGAGAGGUUCUUGAUGCUCCAAAUGUGAUGAAUAUUAUCAAAGAUACAAAAGCAGCCCAAGAGGUGCGAGUUCUCAAGGAUUUCUUCACUAUGCUUACUAAUGAUCCACAUCGUGCAUGUUAUGGACCAAAGCAUGUUGAGGUUGCCCAUGAAAGAAUGGCUGUUCAGACAUUACUUAUCACUGAUGACCUUUUCAGGAGUUCUGAUGUAGCAACAAGGCAAAAAUAUGUGAAUUUUGUCAACACGGUCAAAGACUCUGGGGGCACCGCUCAUAUCUUCUCUUCAAUGCAUGUUUCUGGGGAGCAACUGGCACAGCUGACAGGAAUUGCUGCAAUACUUAGGUUCCCAUUGCCAGACCUUGACGAUAUUGAGAUGUGAUUUAUGAUUGAUUUAAUCAAGUAUUGGUAUAGUUUGGUUGUUAGCUACACAAUGUUGUACAAGUAGUAAAUAUAUGUUGACCAAACCACAGGAGGGGUGAGGUUUUAAGAUAUAUAUAAAGUUUAUCACUUGUUUUCUAAAUUAUUUCAGUAUCAUAUGUAACCUGUUUACCAUUCAGUUUAUAGUUGAAUUCAAUAAUAUUUUAUUUUGUUUUUGCUUUAUUUGUUGUUAUUUUA